GAGGGGCUCCGGGGCGGGUCCCCGUGCCAGGUGCGGUUUGGUCCUCCCAGGGCGCCGUAGGCGGUGCAUCCUUCCGGCUGCAGAGGUAGAGACAGCCUCUUCUCUAGACCGCAGGCGGGCGCGGACCCGAGGCGCUGCUGCCGGGUGGUCCUUCCUGUGUUGUCGGCACCCUGGACCAUGGCGGCCCUAGCGGGUGAUGAAGCCUGGAGAUGUCGGGGCUGUGGCACCUAUGUUCCCCUGAGUCAGAGGCUCUAUAGGACUGCCAAUGAAGCCUGGCAUGGCUCCUGCUUCCGGUGUUCCGAAUGCCAGGAAUCCCUCACCAACUGGUACUAUGAGAAGGAUGGGAAGCUGUACUGCCACAAGGACUACUGGGCCAAGUUUGGAGAAUUCUGCCAUGGGUGCUCCCUGCUGAUGACGGGGCCAGCCAUGGUGGCUGGGGAGUUUAAGUACCACCCAGAGUGCUUCGCCUGCAUGAGUUGCAAGGUGAUCAUUGAGGAUGGAGAUGCAUAUGCCCUGGUGCAGCAUGCUACACUCUACUGUGGGAAGUGCCACAACGAGGUGGUGCUGGCACCCAUGUUUGAAAGGCUGUCUACAGAGUCUGUCCAGGACCAGCUGCCCUACUCUGUCACGCUCAUCUCCAUGCCUGCCACCACUGAGUGUAGACGCGGCUUCUCGGUGACUGUGGAAAGUGCCUCUUCUAACUAUGCCACCACCGUUCAAGUGAAAGAGGUCAACCGGAUGCACAUCAGUCCCAACAACCGAAAUGCCAUCCACCCUGGGGACCGCAUCUUGGAGAUCAAUGGGACCCCUGUCCGUACUCUGCGAGUAGAGGAGGUGGAGGAUGCGAUGAAGCAGACAAGCCAGACACUUCAGCUGCUGAUUGAACAUGACCCUGUGCCCCAGCGCCUGGACCAGUUACGGAUGGAUGCCCAGCUUCCUCCCCACACGCAGAGCACCGGACACGCGCUCAUGCUCAGCACCUUGGACACCAAGGAGAAUCAGGAGGGGACACUGAGGAGACGGUCUCUGAGGCGCAGUAACAGCAUCUCCAAGUCUCCGGGCCCCAGCUCUCCCAAGGAGCCCCUGCUCCUCAGCCGGGACAUAAGCCGCUCAGAAUCCCUCCGCUGCUCCAGCAGCUACUCCCAGCAGAUCUUCCGGCCCUGCGACCUGAUCCACGGGGAGGUCCUGGGGAAGGGCUUCUUUGGGCAGGCCAUCAAGGUGACUCACAAAGCCACAGGCAAAGUGAUGGUCAUGAAGGAGUUGAUUCGCUGUGACGAGGAAACUCAGAAGACCUUCCUGACUGAGGUGAAAGUGAUGCGGAGCCUGGACCACCCUAAUGUGCUCAAGUUCAUCGGAGUUCUGUACAAGGACAAGAAGCUGAACCUGCUGACCGAGUACAUCGAGGGAGGCACACUCAAAGACUUCCUGCGCAGUGUGGACCCGUUCCCCUGGCAACAGAAGGUCAGGUUUGCCAAAGGCAUCUCCUCUGGAAUGGCCUAUUUACACUCCAUGUGCAUCAUCCACCGGGACCUGAACUCACACAACUGUCUCAUCAAAUUGGACAAGACAGUGGUGGUAGCCGACUUUGGGCUGUCACGGCUUAUAGUGGAAGAGAGGAAAAGGCCUCCAGUAGAGAAGGCCACCACCAAGAAACGCACCUUACGCAAGAGUGACCGCAAAAAGCGCUACACUGUGGUGGGAAACCCCUACUGGAUGGCUCCCGAGAUGCUGAAUGGCAAGAGCUACGAUGAGACGGUGGAUGUCUUCUCUUUUGGGAUCGUUCUCUGUGAGAUCAUUGGGCAGGUUUAUGCGGAUCCCGAUUGCCUGCCCCGCACACUGGACUUUGGCCUCAAUGUAAAGCUUUUCUGGGAGAAGUUUGUCCCAACAGACUGUCCCCCAGCCUUCUUCCCCCUGGCUGCUAUCUGCUGCAAACUAGAGCCUGAGAGCAGACCGGCAUUCUCAAAGCUGGAGGACUCGUUUGAGGCACUCUCCCUGUUCUUGGGGGAGCUGGCCAUCCCACUGCCAGCAGAGCUAGAAGAACUGGACCACACUGUGAGCAUGGAGUAUGGCCUAACCCGGGACUCACCACCCUAGCCCUGGUCCAUCCCCCUGCAGGGGGACAUUCCACAGCCAGCAUUGCCCCCUCUGCACCCUGUCCUUGCUGUGAGCAGGACUGCCUAGGUUUCCUGUGGAUUGACGGCUUGCUUAGAGGCACAACAAGCCAUCCCUACUACCUCCCCAGGAGGCACUUCGGUGCAGGGAAAAAAAUUCUCCGCAAGUUUUGGGGGCCUAGUUUCUAUCUGUAAAUCCAACACUCACCUGAAAGCUGUGAAGAGGAUAAAAGAGCCUGGAUUCUAGACCAAGAGUCUGUUACUCGGGACUACUUGAGACCUCUGUGGAUUGAGAUUCUGGGAGGCUGUAGCUUUACACUAAUCAACAUGAUCUGGGCCUGCUGGGCAGGAUGACCGAGUGAACUGGCCUGAGGGCUCUGGAGUCUGGCUCAGCAAGGUGCAGGACUUGAAGUAGUAGUAGUGAGUUACAGAAACAGGGAACCUUCAAAGCAUGUGAAAUGACAGUAGCAAUUUCUCAUCCAUCCUGGGAUGCCCUUUGGAGCAGGUUUUAAAGAGUCUUAAGUAUGUGGUAAAACCUACAGAAUCCAACAAAGGACUGGUCUCUGCUCACAGCCCAGGGACCACAUCAGUGCGUGGGGAGUUUCCACUUCAGCAUCCUGUCUCAACAAGCAGUCACUCACAAAAACACCAAAGAAACUGGGGCUGGAAACAGGCCCUGCCCUCUAAAAGCCCCGUAUCCAGGUUGGUGGGCUCAGUCAAAAACUCAGCAUGUUGCCUAACAGUACAUGGGUUCUGGAUGCCAGCCUGGUUUGCCUCAGACUUUGGGUCUAAGCAGAGAGAAGGGGGUCCCAUCAAUUUCUUUGCACCCUUGUGGCAGCUACUGCACAUCCUCUAGAAUGUCUGGGCCAGGCAGCAACGUGGGACAGGCAUUGGUGGCUGCUGAGUCCCGAAACUGAGAUAGGAAAAGAACACCCAGAGCUGGGCCUUGUAGAUUCUACCUCUUUUGUUGCUGGUCCAGCUUGCUUCCUGAGCCACACUCGAGGGCCAUGGGCAUGGGCAACUAUGGGAGCACUUUCCACCCCUGGCUGUCAGGUGUCCAGGGACUCUAGCUCACCAAGGUUUGUCAUCUAAGCGGGAGCUCACGCCAUGUUUAACAAAUUGGGAAUGGGUUUGGUUAUAAAUGCGUGUGAUGGGUUGCACUGGUGGGGGAUUCAGAAAGAGUGGUUGCUGUUAUUAGCUUUUAUCUCUGGGGUGAUACGUGAGAUAUUUUGUACAUAGACGAAAUGAAUUAUGGGAUGGGAAGUCUUUGGCCACUUUACUUGCUGUGUAGACUGUACUUGCGUGUGGAGUUUGCACACUUGCUGCAGAGGGAAUCCUGAACUCCCGAUGGGCAUGGUUCAGCGUCCUGUGACUGAGUAUGCUUGCACUGUCCCCAGCAAGUGUGGGAGUGGGGCCCGCGCUAGGCCAUGAAGCAGACUAAAUAAAUUAAGCAGUUAACAUAGUGAUGACAGAGAGUGCCAAAGUGACUUAGGGCCUGACUUAAACACGGAGGACAGGAUGGAUAAUCACUGUCUGACCAGGGUUUGGUUCCCAGCACCCAUGUGGUGGCUCUCUAACAUCUGUAUCUCCAGUUCCAGGGGUACUGUACCUCAUCUCACCUCUGUGGGCUCCUGCACAUACAUGGUACACAUACAUGCUCUUGGGUACAUAAAUUCACAUUUUAAAGUGUUUUAAAGAAACAUGGUCUGCUGGCCACUUUCAUAUAACUUACCAGGGAAUUCUCAGUCUCAAGUUUAAUCCCCUCACCUGGACAACAAACCUUCAGAGAUCAUAUGCAUCCACUGGAGCCCCUCUGAGGAGCAGCUGAUGACCUCAUCUUAGGCCCGCAAAGCUAUCAGGUUCUCGGCUGCUUACCCAGUCCUCAGGGGCCUUCUGCUUCCAGAGCUGUUGCACCAGACCACUGGCCCAAAUAAUGCCAAUGUUUGGUAAGAUCCUGGGCACCAAAGAAAGAAAAAGAAGCCCCACAGCCUCUGCCAAGUGUGGAAGUGUGUGUUUAUAAGUCUACACGCAAGAUACAGAGGCUGGGGAACCAAGAUCAAGGCCAGCCUAAGUCUGUCUAGUGAAUUUUGGGCCAGCUAUGGCUAAAGCACUGAAAGCCAGAUCUAAUAGCUUUGUGGCUCUAAAAUGAGGUCAUUUUGUAUAUAAAUGUAAAGGUAAUGUCUCCUAAGCAUCCUGUGGUGGAAGACUUCAGGUUAAGAGAAUGUAUGUUUGGCAGUAUUGGUGGCUCACACCUUUAGACCCAGCAGAGGCAGGUGUAUCUGAGGCCAGCCUGAGCUGUUACACAGAGAAACCAAGAAUGGAAUAAAAUGCAGUCCCUAGUAAACACCGCAUCUGAAGUUCCCAGUGCUGGGCUACAACUCAACCUGUUGCUGAGGUCAACUGCUAAAACUUGGACACCAGCCCUGCACAUUCUCAACCCUUCUAACCCUAGGCACAACCUACCUUUCUCUCCCUUGGCUGCUGCAGAAUUAUCAACUGCCCCUUUGUCUCUAACCCCCAGCAAAGGCUGUUGAGAGGGUUUAUCCUAAAACUUCCCUGCUCUACCUUGGAAAGAAACUGAAGGGCUUCAAGCCUAAGAUAGUCAUGGUGACCUUGACAUUCUAACAACUCAGUGACCACUAUCUCCCAGUGGCUGGGAAGUGACAUCCUCAUCACCACAAAAAAUGUGCAAGGUAAAAUCAUGUUUUGUGUUUAUAUAAGUCAAAUGCAAAACAAAUUGCCAUAGUUCAUACACAGGUGUCAGAAUGAGGUAUAUAAAACAUACAGAGAAAUACUUUCAUAGGAAAGUAGGAAGUAGUACUGUUCUCUUUCCCACAGUCACCACCACCAUGGGAACCCUGAGAUCCAGGCCCCCUCAACAAAUGGCUCGUGAGAGCAGCCUGGUGAAGCCUGCUCCCAGUGUUGGGAGUAGAAGGGCUCCUGGCUGGGGACACUGCCAAGGCCAGGAGGACACUGGGAAGCUGCUUUGCCCUUUCUGGAAACCCCUUCAGGUCUUUCCCAGUGGCUCAGUGAUUGUUUUGUACCGGUUAAUCUUAACCCUAUGGAAGGAACUGGCCUAGGAGUCAUAGAGCUGUCUGCAAGCCAGGUAGGACUACAAUGCAAGCCCCACCAUGCCCCUGUUACCUAACUUCUGGUUUAGUCUCUAGGCUCACCUUUCAGCUGCAGGUCACCAGACUCUCAAGCAUGUAAUUCCCAUGAAUUGGCUGGCUAUUUUCUUAUCAGUGCAAAAUUGAGAGGUUCCUCUAUCCAGCCCCCAAAAGACAGUCUAGAUACUCAGGUCUACUGCAUGAGGCUGAAGGCAGAAGCGGGUCCUUCACCUACGUGGAAGGUUCAGUGCAAUUCUUCCAGAAACUUACAAGGUAGGAAGAGACCCUUGGGCCCAGGCCUACCCCACAGUUGUCAAGGCACAUCACUGCCAGCAAGCUGGGGCAUGCCCAGCAGUCCCCAUCUAGAGCCCACUUGCAGCCCAGAAUUCUAGCUUUUUACAGAUUCAUUUCUGGUUCUUGGAAGUUAGAAGGGACUUUCAUCCUAAAUAUUUCUUUCAUUUAUAUAUAUAGUUUUUUUUUUUUUUUUAUGCUUGACCUUAACUAGGAAUAA
Molecule: messenger RNA, 5729 nt
Organism: Mus caroli (Ryukyu mouse)
Lineage: Eukaryota; Metazoa; Chordata; Mammalia; Rodentia; Muridae
Gene: Limk2
Product: LIM domain kinase 2
Biological process (GO): protein phosphorylation; actin cytoskeleton organization
Cellular component (GO): cytoplasm; nucleus
Molecular function (GO): ATP binding; protein serine/threonine kinase activity; protein binding
Source: RefSeq, a predicted model, not a curated record